Drosophila takahashii is the source of this 1596-nucleotide messenger RNA. Lineage: Eukaryota; Metazoa; Arthropoda; Insecta; Diptera; Drosophilidae. The record is from RefSeq and is a predicted model, not a curated record.
AUGGCGAAAGUUACAAAAAUAUUGGUUAUACUACUUAUAUAUCUAUCGCUGACUAAAGGAACUGACUAUCCACAGUUGAGAUUCCUUGGAAAGCUUAUUAAUAUCCUGAAAGAACACAGACCGAUUGAAACCAUGAUAAUAAUCAAGAAUAGCCAGAACAAAAACUGCUCUCUUCAACACUGGAAUCCACCUGGAACUACCAUCCUUAGGGCCAAUGAGUUGGCCUCCAUCAAAAUAAUAAUAGUGGCGAUUGCUGAUAAUCCGGAAGAAAAACUAUCAUUCUACCGGAUGAAUCCGUUUCCCACUCCACAAUUUGUUCACAUCAAAAAUUUAUCAAGGAUCAAGUCCCCAGUAUUUUAUGAUCCUGGAUUUAAUUAUCAAACUAGGACGGCUAUUUUGAAGGAAAGUACAAACUCGAAUAUACGUUAUAAUUUAAAGACCACAACUGGCAGUAUUCCCAUAUCUCAUAUCGAAGAUUUGGAAAUCAUUGAGUUCGGCAAGAAGUAUAACUUGACCUUGAGAUUGUUUGACAAGAAUGACACAAAGGCAACCCAUUUUGAUAUUCAGUUAGGUCAACGGUUUAUAACCCGAAACUUUCCCACUCAAAUGGACUUUAUAAACCCCUCCACAGCCAGUUCGUUAAUGGUUAUAGUACCCUGUAGUCAAGAGUGGCGUUUUGUAGAUGUGCUUAAAAAAUUGGGUGUUCUUAAAUUGCUGUUGUGCCUUCUCAUAGUCUACGUUGCCUUCGUUUUUGUGGAAACCUUCAUACUUUGGUUAAACCAUCGGAUGUCCGGGGAUUCACGACGCCUGACCAGCCUAAACCCCUUAUUGAAUACUCGAGCCGUUCGGGCCAUUUUAGGUCUACCCUUUCCUGAGCCUCGCAGAUCAAGCCUUUCGCUUCGACAACUUUCUCUGUCCAUAAGCAUUUUUGGCUUUAUCUGCAGCAAUUUUAUUAGCUGCAAACUAAGUGCUAUGUUGACGAAGCCAGCACAAAAUGCCCUAGCUAGAAAUUUUGAAGAGUUGCGGGCUAGCGGAUUGAUAACAGUUACGGAUAAGUACACCCACUCCUUUGUGGAGAGUGAGAUUGAUCCAGAGUUCUUUCACAAAGUUCUACCGAAUUUUUAUAUUAUGGAGAAUCCUGAACGAAACAAAAUGGUGACCUCUUUGAACGAUAGUUUUAGCUUUACAAUGCUCUCAACUUUAUGGCCUUCUUUGGAUUUUUUUCAGCGAUCUUACGGAGAAAGAGUCUUUUGCGCCUCAGAUAACUUGACAAUCGCUUGGAAUAUUCCAAGGAUGUAUUCUCUGGAGAACAAUUCCAUUUUCAAAUGGAUGCUGACACGAUUUAUGAUUUAUCUUGACGAAUCUGGUAUUCCUAUGCAUUGGAUAAAAAAGAAUUACAAUAUGACCAUGCUUUCAAGGUUUAAACCUGGUGCAGUUCCCCUAUCCAUUGAACAUCUAAGCUGGCUGUGGCAUUUGUUGGUCCUUGGGCACAGUAUUGCCACAGUGGUUUUCAUCGUCGAGAUAUUUCUUAGCAAGAGAAAUAAAUUCAUGAAGAUUUUAAGAACAAGGUCCAGCGGGGAACAUGAUUUGGUUUAG